Molecule: messenger RNA, 915 nt
Organism: Theileria equi strain WA
Lineage: Eukaryota; Apicomplexa; Aconoidasida; Piroplasmida; Theileriidae
Exons: 3
Coding region: 1-915 (304 amino acids)
Source: RefSeq, a predicted model, not a curated record
AUGGGUAGAAAGAGUCGGAAGAGGGCUAUGAUUAAGCCCUUUUGCUAUUUUUGCAACAGAGAGUUUGAUAAUGAAAAGAUUUUAAUUCAACACCAAAAGGCUAAACAUUUUAAAUGUGAAGAAUGUAAUCGCAAAUUGGAAACCGCCAAUGGGCUACUAGUACAUAUGCAACAGGUCCAUAAAAUGGUUCAGAGACGAGUCCCAAACGCAAUAGACGGCCGUGACGAUAUCAACUGCGUGGUACAGGGUAUGCAUGGAGUGCCUCCGGAGGUUAUUCAGGAGUUCCACAUUAAACAGGUGCAAAGAGCAGACAGUAUAAAUAAUAAAAAGCAGCAAAGAAUAAGUUGGACCCAAGUUGCAAUGGCACCGUCGGUCGAACAAUUUUUGACCCAAAUGAGAACUGGAAAUACUCACUUCCCAGGCAUGCAAGAAACUGCUUCUGUAAUUCCAGCUCCUACUACCGCUGGUUCUCAUUCUACUCCUAUGAUGGCUGCCCAAAGUGCCACAAGGGGAGGAGCCUCUGGGUUUUCUCAACCAGUGGACAUAGUACAUCAAACUCCUGUUGCACAACCAAUAUUACAACCAGGGGCGACUUCCGGAGUACCAAUGGCCUCGCAAACGAGAGUUAUACAGCCACUUAUAUUAGGACCGAAGGGGGUUCCCGUAGAAGCUCCAGAAGUAAAGGCACCUAUCCCAUCUAGAUUUACGGCUCCAGUGGUUCCUAUGGUAUUUGAGAAGAAAAUAGAACCUGAAAAGUCUGACGAACCCCAGACUCUCUUCUACAAAGCCUGCGGUUUUGCGCCACUCUUCGUGCCAACACCAGCUCUGGGAAACACAAGACUCUCAUACUCAUCUGAUUCGGUAAGUAUAAAUAAUUAUAACAAUAAAAUUCACACAUUUAUUCAAAUAUGUUAA